Molecule: messenger RNA, 3018 nt
Organism: Capsaspora owczarzaki ATCC 30864
Lineage: Eukaryota; Filasterea; Ministeriida; Capsasporidae
Exons: 13
Coding region: 1-3018 (1005 amino acids)
Biological process (GO): protein phosphorylation
Molecular function (GO): ATP binding; protein binding; protein kinase activity
Source: RefSeq, a predicted model, not a curated record
AUGUCGUCGCUUCGCCUCAACCGCGCCACAGCCGGGUCGUCGUCCGGCCUCGCCCCACCCGCAGCGUCAUCCUCGUCCUCAUCCUCAUCCGCGUCAUCGUCCUCCUCGGCGGCUGCGGCUGCGGCUGCUGGUGGCGCGUCCGACGUGGCUGGCGGCGCAUCAGCCAUCGCGUCCUCGUCCUCCUUGUCCUCUGCCUCCUCUGCGUCCACGCUGCCCACGGCGGCUGCCUCGGCUGGGAUGACACUCCCGCAGGUCGUCCUCCCGUCCAUGUCCUCCACGGCCGCACUCGUUGCUGCAGGCGCGGCGGCAGAGAGUAGCGUCGCGGCCGCCAAUGCGUCCUUCUACCUCGCCUUCCAGCACACAGCCGCGCGCGUCACCGACAUGAUGAGCGAGGCCAAGCACUUGCAACGCGUUAUUGCAGUCCAGUCCGCUGUUACAGCUUACACGGAUGUGCUCGAGUGGGCGCAACGGAAUAGCCGCUUGUUCACAGUCCAUGGACUCGAUGCACUGACUCGGUUUUUGGACGCGCGCGCCAAGGAAGUCACCAUUGACUCUGACGGACUGGGCGCUGCAGUAGAAGCGAAUCAACAGGCGCACCAUCACCACCACGAACAAGAGCAGCAACACGAACACCAUCUACACCAACAGCACGAGCACCAUCUACAACAGCAGCACCUACGCCAUGAACACGAACAGCACCACGACCAGCAGGCACAGCAACACGCACAAAUGGGCUAUGCCAACUUGCAACCACAUCUCGGCAAUCCCAACAUAAUGGAAAUGAACCACCACCACAAUGCAAUGCUCGUCGGCGACGACAAUCAACACCAGCAAGGACACCAUCUCGCACAGCAAGAAUAUAUUCAAGACAUUCCUUCGAACGGCGUUCUCAGCACGGCUUACCAAUUGGCGCAGCACGAUUUGAAUGCACAUCAUUCCAGCGAUUUGAGCGCAAUGGCAAUCACACACAGCACCCCGCGUGCCAAUCACGACGGUAUCAAGCGCGGGUUUCUAUUGAUGGACGAAACCAACGCGCAAAAGGAUGGCUCAAUGUGGAUGAUGAACAAGCGUGAGUGUACAACCGAAUCGACUUCGUUGCACCAGUGUUGCCGAUCGACCAACACGAGCUUGACUCAGCUCGACUCAGUUCGUGUUGACGUCGGCGAUGUCGUGUGGAUGGGUGCUUCAUAUUCAUCACGGCAGCGUGAGCUAUUUGAAAUAGCCAAGUCUUCCAGUUGUGUCAUCCUCAGCAGCUCGGGGAUUACCGAUGAAGAUUCCUUGGUCGUUGCCGAGGGUCUCAAGGAGAACAACAAUCUGCAGGUGCUUACUCUGUAUGACAACCAGAUUGGCGAUGCAGGAGCACAGGCGAUCGGAUCUGCGCUUCGAAACAAGGCGAAUCUGUCAAUUCUUUAUUUGAGCCAAAACAAGAUCGGUGACGCUGGAGCUCGUGCCAUCGCUGAAGGCCUACAGACGUCGACUGCACUGACUGACUUGAGGAUGUCAGUCAAUCAAAUUGGCGACGCAGGAGCACGGGCGAUCGGAUCUGCGCUUCGAACCAAGGAGGACUUGUCAAUCCUCAACUUGAGCGAGAACAAGAUUAGUGACAUUGGAGCUUGUGCCAUCGCUAAAGGCCUGCAGACGUCGUCUGAGCUCACUGAGCUCUGGCUGUUCAAGAAUCAGAUUGGCGAUGCGGGAGCACAGGCGAUUGGAUCUGCACUUCGAAACAUGGCGAAUCUGUCUAUUCUCUAUUUGUGGGACAACCGGAUCUCUUCAAGUGUCGUUAAGGUUUUAUCCAACAAUCUUCCGGCAAAAUGCGAGUUCUGGGCCGAAAAUCAGCGCGUCCGCGUUCAACGUGCAAGCAUUCUCGCGAGUUCAUCUCGUGUCGCACCCACACCAGCUCCUCGAUCCAAUACUGCCAGCGCGCCUCUCGCUGCGUCUGAUCCGACGUCUGAGCAAGUUCGUCAACUCCAGGCGCGUAUUGCUCAACUGGAAUCCAAUACCAUUCCGCGAGUGUCGUUGCAAGUUCUGUCGCAAGCAACAGCGCAGUUUUCAGAGUCCAAGCGCAUCGGUGGCGGUGGAUUUGGCAAAGUCUACUCUGGUGUGUGGAGCGGUCAGCGAGUUGCCGUCAAACGGUUGGCAGCGGAUUCAAUUCAAGGUGCCCCUCAGUUCGAGGCCGAGCUCAAAGCUCUGUCACGUUUCCGUCACCCGAACAUUGUCACCAUUAUGUGUUUUGCGCAGGAAGGCAAGGAGCGCUGCUUGACUGCGAUUCCGCGUCAGCCGCUGUUCCACCUGGAUCUCAAGACAGACAAUGUACUGCUGGACGCUCAUUUCAACGCAAAGGUCGCCGAUUUCGGUCUGACUCGCUCCAUACCAGCUCAAGUGGAUGCUCACAGCUACAUCAAAACGAAAACAAUUGCAGGAACAUACCAGUACAUCUGCCCACAGUACCACCAGGACGGCAAGGUUUCCAUCAAGACAGACGUGUACUCGUAUGGCAUGAUUCUGCUUGAGCUGCUGACUGGACAGCCACCCAGCCUCGACCUGAUCGCCAAUGUUCGACGCGAGCUGAAACGGAGCCGUAAAAUCGAUGCAGUGCUUGACAAGGCAAUUGAUUGGAGCCCUCAAGACAAAGAAUCGGCGCAUGCCAUGGCAGAGCUUGCGGAGGAUUGCCUCCAACUCGCACGAGUUGAUCGACCGUCGUUCCGCGACAUUCUGACACAGCUAAGCCAAUUUGUCGAUCAGGGCAGCGCGCAUGCUCAUGCUACAAUGCCUCAGGAACCCAGGAUGGAGCAUCACCAUAGUAGCAUCGAAGAGCAGUUGCAACCUCAUCUGGAUUCGGAUCUCGUUCGUUCUCGAAUGGAGCAGCAGCAGCAGCACGCACAAUCUGCAGAGGUCAGCGCUGAAUCAAUCUCACGACUGAGUCAUCCUCACAGCGCCAUCAAGGAGCAACUAUCUCCUAUGACAAAUUCGAUUGUCGUGAACGCCAGCAUGCAGUCGCAGCUAGACUCCGAAAACUGA